AUGCUCCACGUCCCUCCCAGCUGCUCGGCAGGGAGGGGAUUGCACCCUCAUUUCUGCGCUUUCCUGGCGGUGCGGCUCACACGGGAGGCAUGGCACGCUGCUCAGCCUUCGCAAACUGCUCCGCAACAUCUUCAGGAGAAUUACAAAAAAAAAAAGGGCAGCAAAGGGGAGAGAGAGGAGCCUUGCAGAUGGAAAAAGGGAGAAUUAAGCAGCUGAAAAAUGCCGGUGAUGCUGCGUGCGUUUGGAGGGGAUAACUAAUGAGCCUCCGAAAGGUCACGGUUUUGCUCAUGGUUAACCUUCAGCAAGCUGUUACGUAGGCAGGGCAUGGGCUGUGCUGGUAUAAAAUGAAUCCGUCUCCUCUUCUCUUCCAGGAGAGAGGCUGAGACCUGCUGAGGGAUAACGGGGCUGCGCAGCACAGGAGCUCCUCGUCGGGCUGUAACGAUCAGGCGGCGCUCGGCUCCGCCGGGGAAGGACGCACAAGGGGAAGGUGCUGGGAGUGCAGACGUGGAAACUCGCUGCUCUGAAGGCCGCCAACAAACUGAGUUUUCGGUCUGCGGAACAUUUGCUGCCCUCGGGAUUUCUGUGUGCCAAGGAUGGGGUCUGCCUGUCGCGGAGAGGGAGCGACGAGGAGGGCGAAGCUUUGCUGACGGCUGGGGGGCCCGGACGGUGCCUGGAUGCGCUUCGCUGGUGGGGAAAGCACUGCCAGGACUUGUGGGCAGGGAGGGUUUGGGGCAGCGGAGGGGCCAUGGGGCUGCUCUGGGCUCUGCCCCGCAGCGGGGCCGGCCGGCUGCCCCGGCACUGAGACGUCAGGGGCGUGGGGCUGGGCAUCCUCCUGUGCCACCAGCCCCGCGCUUCGGCGCCGUCUCCAGGAUACCGGGGAAGGGAGACGAGGCAGGGGCUGAAAAAUGUAGCAGUGCUGAUCUUCUAGUCUCAAGAAAAAGAACUUUCCUGUUUUGCUAGAGAUCGCUGGGCUGUGUUUCUCCACGCUGCUUGCGAAGUCUCUUCCAGCCCUUGAUUGCUCACCCAGCUCAGAACAUUUUCUUUCUCUGUGUGUGUGUGCAUGUGUGUGUGUGCGUGUGUGUGCUCAGAUUUACUUUCACUCUGUGUCACCUCAGAAGUGAUGGGCUCCGAGCGAGACCACCCCCCCUGCCAGCCCCUGUAAGUGACGAUGAGGGGCUUGAUUUCCAACCGCGUUCCUGACCUGGAAGCUCUGAGACUCUCCCGGCUCUCCGAGUGACGAGGGAGAGGAAGCCGACAUGGCAGAGAAGUGCGACUGCAUCGCCAGCAUGUACGGGUACGACCUGGGCUGCCGCUUCGUGAAUUUCCGCCCCCUGGGCUUCGGGGCCAACGGGCUGGUGCUGUCGGCCCUGGACAGCAAGAGCUGCCGCAAAGUGGCGGUGAAGAAGAUCACGAUCGGCGACGCGCGGAGCAUGAAGCACGCCUUCCGCGAGAUCAAGAUCAUCCGCCGCCUGGACCACGAGAACAUCGUCAAGGUCUACGAGGUGCUGGGGCCCAAGGGCGCCAACCUGCGCGGCGACUUCUUCAAGUUCAACGUGGUGUACAUCGUGCAGGAGUACAUGGAGACCGACCUGGCGCGCCUGCUGGAGCAGGGCAAGCUGGCCGAGGAGCACGCCAAGCUCUUCAUGUACCAGCUGCUGCGCGGGCUCAAGUACAUCCACUCGGCCAACGUCCUGCACCGCGACCUCAAGCCGGCCAACAUCUUCAUCAGCACGGAGGACCUGGUGCUGAAGAUCGGCGACUUCGGGCUGGCCCGGAUCGUGGACCAGCACUACUCACACAAGGGUUACCUCUCAGAAGGCUUAGUGACCAAGUGGUAUCGCUCCCCUCGCCUCCUGCUCUCGCCCAACAACUACACCAAAGCCAUCGACAUGUGGGCGGCCGGCUGCAUCCUGGCCGAGAUGCUGACGGGAAGGAUGCUCUUUGCUGGGGGCCACGAGCUGGAGCAGAUGCAGCUUAUCCUGGAGACAAUCCCCGUCAUCCACCAGGAGGACAAAGAGGAGCUGCUCAAGGUGAUGCCCAUGUUCAUCAACAGCACGUGGGAAGUGAGGAAGCCGCUGAGGAAGCUGCUGCCCGAGGUGGACAGUGAAGCGAUUGAUUUUCUGGAGAAAAUACUGACCUUUAACCCCAUGGAUCGAUUAACGGCCGAGAUGGGGCUGCAGCACCCCUACAUGAGUCAGUACUCGUGCCCCGAGGACGAGCCCGUGUCCCAGCACCCGUUCCGGAUCGAGGACGAGAUUGAUGACAUCCUGCUGAUGGAAGCCAACCAGAGCCAGAUGUCCAACUGGGACAGGUACCACAUAAGCCUCUCCUCCGAUUUGGACUGGAGACACGACAAGCACCACGACAUGGACGAGGUCCAGCGGGACCCCCGGGCAGGGUCGGAAUCCACGGCUGAGGAAGCGCAGGUCGACCCACGGAAAUACUCACAGAGCAGCUCGGAGAGGUUCCUGGAGCUGUCCCACUCGUCCAUGGACCGAGUGUUUGAUGCAGACUGUGGGAAGUCGUGUGAUUACAAGGUGGGGUCGCCUUCCUACUUGGACAAACUGCUGUGGAGGGACAGUAAACCCCAUCACUACUCGGAGCCCAAGCUAAUCCUAGACUUAUCCCACUGGAAAAGAGCAACCAUAGCACCCGCAGCUGAGCUGUCGCUGGAAGAAGAACCCUCCAACCUCUUCCUGGAGAUUGCCCAGUGGGUGAAGAGCACUCAGGCGGGGCUGGAGUGUCCCAGCUCUCUCCCCGAGAUCCAGGAGCGGAGCCUGCCGUCCUCUCCUCGCCGCCUGCACCAGGAGCCCGCCGAGGUGAGCAGGGAGGCGGACCCCGAGUUCAACCUGGACGUCUUCAUCUCCAGGGCGCUGAAGCUUUGCACGAAGCCCGAGGAUCUUCCAGACAACAAGCUCAACGAGAUCAACGGGGCCUGCAUCUCUGAGCACCCCGGGGAGAUGGUGCAGACGGAGGUGUACCAGAAGGAGCGGUGGUGAGGGGGGGAGCCCCGCUGCACCUCCCUCUCCCCCCAGGGUGGUGUGGCCCCUUCCCCAGGGCUGAGUGGCUUCCCCACUGUCAUUGAGCAUCCGCUUUUCACGCUGUACCAAAUGCCUUUCUCGGAAAAGGCGAGCACAAACCGCAUUAUUGCCCCUCUUGACGCCUUCCAGGGCAGUCAGGAGGCGUGAAUGAAAUACUGAGUUUCUUAUACUGCCUUAACACUCUUGCCUUGCGAUCUCUGGGACCUGUUUGAAACUUAAAGUGUACAAGGGGGAAAAAAAAAAAAAAUGACAGUACGUGGUAGGUUUACAAACAGAAGUCAAAUCAGCUCCUUUACCUUUUUUUUUUUCUAUAGCAACUUUAAAAUGACGAGGACAAAGGUCUUCAGUGUGGUCAGGUACCAUCGUGGUUUGACGGGUUCCCAAAACAACGAACUUUGAGCUCCUCUGAGGCACCUGUGUGAGCACAGGUACGGAGAGAGAAGUGGUGCCAGGCAGCGUCUGUGGCCGGCUGCCGGUCAGCAGAGAGUGGAGCUAGGGGUAGAGUUUGGCCGUCAGACAGAAAGUAACUCCUGGAGAACGUUAACGGGGGAGAAAUUUGACCUACAAAAAAUAUGGGCCGCUUGGGGGUUUGUUUUAUUUUUUUUUUUUUCUGACAGGAAGGCAGAAUUUCUGCUAGGCGCGUUCUCCUGGUUUGGUUUCUCACGCCUGAAUUUCUUCCCUUGUGUCUCACGGGGCAGAGCUGAGCUCUCCAAGCGCUUGGGAGGCCCCAUAGGAUGCAUUUCAGCGUAACAACCUGGUGCUGUGAGUCCUGCCUCAGGCACCUGCCCAGCAGGCCAGCAAAUCCCAGUGGAAAGGGCUGGACAGGAGCUGGGAGCCACAAACAGGGUGUCCCACCGCGUGAUGCUGCCUGGCACCACCAGCUACACACACGCAGCGAGGGCACCCCACCUUUCCUGUUAAAAAACGAGUUGAAGUACUACUGUUUUACCUUCUGACAAAGACCCUGUGAAGGAAAAACCAGUUCCUGUGGCGUUAGAGUCGUAACUGGCUUCUUUGGGAGAUGCUGGUGUCAGCAGGCAACUGGGCGUGGUGUGUAAAUAGACAAAAAGACACAGCUGAUCUACUGUAACUUCUGUUUUCAUCCACACUUCUGAGCACCUUAACUACUAAUCAGCUAACAAGAGUUUGUAAACGGAAGAAAUGUUCUAUACUUACAUUUAACCAAACUCGGCGGUUUUUUUAAGACGGAAAAUCUGUAAAUAGUGUGAUAAAAGCCAGUCUCUGCUUUCCUUGCUGCUGUGCUGCCGUGCUGCACAGCCCAGUGGCACCACACUUCCAUUUGUGAAAGAGGAACUACUGUGCUUAGGAACUCCAAGGUCCAUAUUUAACUAUCCCUGUACAAAUUACUUCCACCCUCUUAGCAAGUAAUCUGCUAAAUAACUCUUGAGGUGUGAAGAGGACUGGUGUGAGAUCAGACAACUAACUGCAGCGUUUGCUGUAUUAACCCUGCUUGCUCUUCUUGGUGGGAUCAGGUGCAGGCUUAGCUGCAGGAGAGCUCGUGUUAGGCGUUGACAAGCCCCAAAGCAUCUUCCUGCUGUGGAGGCCUCACCUUGUGGGGUGAUGAAAAUGCUGAUUGGCAGCAUGGGUGUGAAGGCUGCCAGCUGCGUGGAUGGGAUGGGGUGGAAGUCCUGGGAAACGGGUGGAGGAGGCAUUUGGGAGGCAAAGCAGUUUGCCCCUGGUCUUUGCUUUGGGCGUUCGGACGCCCCCCGGAGCGGUUUGGAGAGGGGAGGUGAAGGAGAAACGGAGGGUUGGUUCUCAGUGCGUCUCGGAUUAUUGAUAUACCUCAGCUAAAGCUCAGCACUUUUCACUGGUGGCGGGAGAAAUUCAGGCACCGGGAAGCAUCGACCGCUGCCCCGCUGGAGCGGAUCCCAGCGCAGCCCCGGCCGCCCACAGCUCACACCCAGCAGCAGCCAGCGAGGGCUGGGAGCGGGGCUGCUGGGCUCCAGGGAGCGUGUGCCGAGAGAGGAGGAGCUGGCAGCAGAUGGGUCGUGCCCCAUCCCUCCCUGGUGGCACCCCGGAGAGGAGCUGACGAUCCCAUCCUCGUGGGAGAGCCGGACAUCCAGGAGCCACAGGCGGGGUUCGAACUUGAGGGUUGAGAUCAGCAGGGGGUGAGAGCUGGCUUUUGGGAACUCCCUUCUGGCAGGCCGGACACCUGUUUGCUGCCGUGGGGCUGAGCACGGAGAGGCGCCGGCAUGAGGAGCCGCCAGCGCCCGAACCACGCCGGCGUUUCCCGCGUCCUCUGAAACCAGAAGCCAUUUUCCACGGGUUGCUGCGCCUUCGCCGGGGGCCUCCGGGGCUGUUUAUCGUGGCCAUGAAAGAAACAGUUUCGCUCUUGAACACUGUCUUGAGGGCCCACAGCUGAAGUGUAACAUUAACUUCGCGGGAAGCGGGCGGAGCGUGUUGCCGCCGCUCCGGGUUUUCCGCGUCGCUUCGUGAACUGUUAUUUAAUGUUGUUCUAAAACCUCAGCGUCACACGCUGGGAAAAAGGGGAUAAGAGAGAUGGCUUUAAUUUGUUGCCUGAGUGUGCUCAGCUACCACAAGCCAGAUCUUCGUUUUUCAUCUGUAACAAUAAAACGUAAGGCCUGAGCCUUC
Molecule: messenger RNA, 5654 nt
Organism: Myiozetetes cayanensis
Lineage: Eukaryota; Metazoa; Chordata; Aves; Passeriformes; Tyrannidae
Gene: MAPK4
Product: mitogen-activated protein kinase 4
Exons: 5
Coding region: 1257-2999 (580 amino acids)
Biological process (GO): cell surface receptor signaling pathway; protein phosphorylation; intracellular signal transduction
Cellular component (GO): nucleus; cytoplasm
Molecular function (GO): ATP binding; MAP kinase activity
Source: RefSeq, a predicted model, not a curated record